AUGCUGUCAAGAGCCGUGCAAUUGCCGCGCAAUAGCUUAGGCUACAUGCUCACCUGCCACCUCGGCAAGCUUCCGCUUGAGAUCCUGGAAAUGAUCGUCGAUAUCUCCCCACUCGCACUCACACUUACAUGCAAAACCCUGCGCAUUCUCAGCUACAACGCUCUUUUCAAAACUCUCAACGUUUCCCCAUCGCUGUCUUAUCUCGGCAUCUCUAGAUUCGUGCCUGUCACUCCCAAAGAAAUAAGCCGGCAAUUGGUCAGCUUGACACAGCUACUCAACGAUAAACAUAUCUGUAUGAGCGUAGAGAAAUUGAGACUCAACAUCAAUGACGACAGCGAGGUCGAUGGCCAACUCAAGGCAGAAGUUCUGUCAACCUCUGUGAUGAUUAACAACAAGCUCAAACGUGUCACUACGCUCGAGAUGGCUUGUGAUGACCUUCACCAUCUCGAGAAAUUACCAGCACUCACCACUGUCACUCACCUCAGAAUGGGCUUUGGCGCUGCACAGCCAACACUCAUUCCGGGUCUGGCUUCCAUCCUCAAGGUAAAUUACCCGCGUGUGGAAUCCCUCUACAUAAAUUUCGGUAGUCUACUUGACUCUACCUCUGUCGCGUAUGAUAGAUUUGCGCUCGUGUGGAUAGAGCAGUUUAGAAAUGCGCUCUAUGAUCAGAACUUUACCUGUCUUACAAAGUUGUGGGUCGAGUGCGUAUUUUGCCAUCUGCAUACUAUGGAGUACAAGAUGGAUUUCGACGAUCGCCUUUUCAGAGACCAUAUUUAUUGGUGCCGCACUUACAAGGACUGA
Wallemia ichthyophaga EXF-994 is the source of this 801-nucleotide messenger RNA. RefSeq lists its product as uncharacterized. NCBI's taxonomy places the organism in Eukaryota, Fungi, Basidiomycota, Wallemiomycetes, Wallemiales, Wallemiaceae. The transcript is spliced from 2 exons. The record is from RefSeq and is a predicted model, not a curated record. The coding region runs from base 1 to 801 and encodes 266 amino acids.